Messenger RNA from Branchiostoma floridae (Florida lancelet), 2862 nucleotides. RefSeq names its product bifunctional peptidase and arginyl-hydroxylase JMJD5-like. Gene Ontology annotation, molecular function: calcium ion binding; 2-oxoglutarate-dependent dioxygenase activity. The coding region runs from base 628 to 1899 and encodes 423 amino acids. The transcript has 8 exons. The record is from RefSeq and is a predicted model, not a curated record. NCBI's taxonomy places the organism in Eukaryota, Metazoa, Chordata, Leptocardii, Amphioxiformes, Branchiostomatidae.
UAAUAGAUGCAUUAAUUUACCAACCUGCUGAAACUAUUGCGAAUGCGUAACAAAUUAUAUUUAUCCAUACAGUUCAUUUGUUUAGUUGAGGCACUGAAACACCGGUAAGAGGCCUUUGUUUUAGCAACAGGUGUCCUUUGAACCCGGAACUGACGACAACUCCCGCCAGUGAAACUCAAACAACGAUCAGCUGUGUCACAACUGUUACUUUAUGCAAACACCAUGUCUCAGUUACUAGGCAAGAACAAAUUCCGCCGAUCAAAAGGUCCUGGCGUCAUCUUGCGCCAGUUGGCCGGUGUAAAAGGGGCGGGACCAUGGACAAGUGGCUAGCACGCUAUAGCAACGGCAGCAGCUGGCGCACUUAGGCCCUCCCACUAUUGCACGGCAACAAAAGGAUUUAGUGGAAAAGUUUAUCUUGUAGUUUAGCUGCUUGACAGCAAGUCGAGGACCGCCACGUAGUCCUCCAGGAUACACCGGCCGGGCCCGUUAGUCAGAAACCUGUGACACGUUUUAGUUUGUCACCGUGGCCUGCACAGUUCAGGAACCCCUCCCCCUUCUCUCUUUCUCUCUCUCCGAGUCUUGUAAAAACUUACGUUAAACUAAGUUUAGUGGGGAUAUUUAGGAAAAAUGUCGGUGCUUAUACAGGCAGCUAUAGUUUUUGCCGUACUUUCCCUGUCGGCUUCGGACAUACACUUCCCUAAGGACAUGCGGACGGAUGUCCAGUUUCCACCGAUCGUGAAGAGAAGCGACUCCGGUCUUCCUGACGGACACCUCCGGCCUCUGGGCUACCAGAAAAAGCCAGAGGCCCGUGUGAAGGAGUACCAAGAGCUGUUGGCCCCAAGGGAAUUCUGGGAGCAGCAUGUGCAGCACAGAGUCCCACUUGUCUAUCGACAGGCCGUUGUCAAGGCCCCCGCCUUCACCAAGUGGCAGACUGAUGAUUACAUCAGGGAAAAGUAUGGAGACUUGGAUGUCCUGAUAGAGAAGAAGGUGGAGAGCAGAGAUGCGCAGCCUCAGCAGAUGCCUCUGAAGGAGUUUCUGGACAGUUACGAGUACGAGGACUGGUAUGUCAUGUCGCUGCUGCCAGAUCCAAUGAGAGAAGAGAUGAUGGUCCCGCGCUCGAUACUCUGUGGAACGUUCCGGCAGCACAUCCUGGAGUCGAACCUGUGGAUCUCGGCAGGCGGGACCAGCUCUGUCCUGCACUAUGACGCUGACCACAACCUGCACUGUCUGCUGUCCGGCCGCAAGGACUUCAUCCUGAUCCACCCCAAGUAUGCUGACCAGCUGGACCUGGAAGAGAAGAGAAAGUUUUCUGGCUCGGGUUAUUCGACCAUGAACAUGGACAUGAUCAACAUUUUUACAAACCCUCACAUCGCCAAGAUUCCCUGGACGUGGGCAACCCUUCGACCUGGAGACUGUAUCUUCAUACCUUCAGGCUAUUUCCAGCAAGUACGUUCCUAUGGGCGGAGCAUGGCAGGUACCAUUAUGUGGUCGCCCCUGCCAGAGUUUGAUGACUCUGACUGUGCAACAACCGAUAUCGACAAGUACACACCACUGAGUCAGGUCAACAUGAUGUGGACGUAUAAGAAGGGUGACAAGGUCUUAGCGAUGAGACAUAUGGACCCUGAGGUAUUGCGGGCGGGGUUGCUAACGUUGUUGAAAGACCGUGAUCGCCUGCGUCCCGAACACUUUGAGUACUUCUAUGAAGACCUAAUGGGUGACAAGGCUGAUGCACCCCGUGCUCGAGAGAUCUUUGGUCUCCUGGACCAGAAGAAGAAGGGUUUUGUCUCUAUGGAAGAGAUCAAGGACAUGGACGUGUCAGUCCUGAAGAACGUCGCUCGGCACCUGGACAGUCCGCACGGACCAGUCAAGGAUCACGAUCACUCUCACGACGAACUAUAACAACAAUCAGGGGCUCUAGGAGCGCCGUAAUUGUUGCAAGCAGGUCUUUGUAACUUCCUUCAUUGUUGCCAUAGCAACAGAAAGAGAGUUUAGUCUUUAAUAGACUGCAUCUGGUUGGUCUGCCUUGGUGAAUGUCUGUCUGAUGAGUGAAAAUGAAGAAUAUAGAAGCUCAAUUUAUUGUCAGAGUAAUGACAUCAUUGUGACCUUCUUUUCGUGAUUGCAUUUAGUGUUACCAUAGCAACAGCAAGAGAGUUAUCUAUAAAUGAGUUAGCCUGCAGCUAGUUAGAGAGCUUUGGCUGCCUGUUAAGUGAGAAUGAAAUAUGAAGUUCGAUCUGCUGGUAAUUUAUUGAGAUCAUCUUGAAUUUCUCUUUCAUUAAUGUGUUUAGCGUUGCCAUAGUUACAAAACUGUGCUUACAUUUUGAUUCAUCUUCUCUUCGAUACGUUAAACGAUACCAAAAUGAUACACUACUAAAAUAGUUCAUCCAAAAUAUGUACAGCUUUUUAGUGUUUAAAGAUUUUUGUACCUACUGGUUAUGUUUACCUAGUAGACUUACUUGUGAAACAACAGAUGACCCUGAAUGUAUUCAUAAGAACAACAGUAACAAAGAUGCUGAAACACAGUAUGAUAGGGUUUUUCAAAGGUUUUUAUAAUUUGAAAUAACAAUGCCAAUCUUGGUACUCACUUCUUUGGGUACUUGUGUUGAGCAGAUGGCUGUUGUGCAAAGUAGACUGUGAACAGUUGUCAGACGACUUGUACCAGUGACAGAACUGUAUGUAUCGUUGUAAGGUUUCAUUUGCUUUAAAGAUGAAAGAAAAAUGUAGAUCCCUAUGAUAUGAUAUACUUUGGAUGCUUUAGAAAGACAUUUUUAGUAUGACAUUUAAGUCGUAAUAAGACUGUACUCAUGGUAUUCACUCGUCACCUUUUUGUGUGCAAAUAUCGGGAAAUAAAGCAACAUCCGCCGA